UCCUCCUAUACCUGGUACAGGAAACAAGGCCCAGGCAGGCCUCAGGGGGACUGGGAGCAGCAAGCCAGGAGCCAGGGGUCCAUGUCUUGGGUGCUCAGGGCUGUGAGGGUGAGGGUGGUUUCCAGAGAUGACCCCGUGACCAGUCAGGCAUCCUUUGCUGCAUUACAGGCAUGAAUCCAGAUCUUCUGACCUACUGCCCACCAGCACGGCUGCCCUAGAUUCUUGACCUUUUUGUCCAACUCAACAAAGGUUUGACCUAAUCUGCAGAUCGCCAUGCAGACCGUUGGCAAGGAAAACCACAGCUCUGUGUCCGAGUUCCUCCUCCUUGGCUUCUCCAGUGAACCACAGGUCAGAAUGGCCCUCUUCACCUUCUUCCUCCUCCUCUACCUCAUCACUCUGCUGGGCAAUGGACUCAUCACCACCCUCAUCUACCUGGACUCACGCCUCCACACACCCAUGUACUUCUUUCUCAGUAUCCUUUCGAUGGUGGACAUGAGCUAUGUCACCACCACUGUGCCUCAGAUGUUGGUUAAUAUGGUAUUUCCAAAGAGAACCAUCUCCUGGGGAGCUUGUGUUGCCCAGAUGUUCAUCUUUUUAGUCCUGGGUAUUGCUGAGUGUGUCCUCUAUGCUGUUAUGGCUUAUGACAGGUAUGUGGCCAUUUGUUUUCCCCUUCACUACAGCCUACUCAUGAGCCGUCCCAUUUGUAUCAAGAUGGUCAUAGUGUGUUGGUGCAUUAGCAUAGCUUCGUCUCUGGUGUACACUGUCUUCACCAUGCGUCUGCCUUACUGUGGCCCUCACAAGAUAAACCACUUCUUCUGUGAGGUCCCUGCUGUCCUGAAGUUGGCCUGUGCAGACACAUCCUUCAACGACCGGCUGGACUUCAUCUUGGGUUUCACCCUGCUCUUGGUCCCACUCUCCCUCAUCCUGGCCUCUUACAUGCGCAUCUUUGCCUCCAUCUUCAGAAUCCGCUCAUCCCAGGGGAGGAUCAAGUCCUUUUCCACAUGUGCUUCCCACAUCACUGUGGUCACCAUGUUCUAUGCACCAUGCAUGAUGAUGUACAUGAGGCCCGGGUCCUGGUAUGACCCCGAGCGGGACAAGAAGCUGGCGCUGUUCUACAACGUUGUCUCUGCCUUCCUCAAUCCCAUCAUCUACAGCCUCAGGAACAAAGAUGUAAAGAUGGCUUUCCUGAAAGUGUUUGGAGACAGAAGGACACCUCAGUGACCUGGGAUGUUUCAGAGUUGUCCACAGUCCUGGGCAGAAUGGAUGGGGCUCUUUAGAUGCAGUAAAGGUACAAAGGUUGUGACCCACCUGAGUCUUCCUGGAGCUGUGAGCAGCCAAGAGGUUGUGACCACCUCAACUGAAGAUGCUCCAAACUCAUUUGUUAGAAAAUUUUCAGCUGCCACCACCCAAAGUCUCUGUUGAGUAUUGCAGGCAAAGGAUUUCUUUGCAAAGACUAUGUCCUUGAGUUUCAUGGCUAUUGUUUUAUUGUUUUUCCUGGGUUUUCUCCUUACCUCUGGAAGUCUAUGUCAGUUCAACAUGAUCGUAGCCAAA
Messenger RNA from Microcebus murinus (gray mouse lemur), 1551 nucleotides. RefSeq names its product olfactory receptor 2A12-like. Gene Ontology annotation, molecular function: olfactory receptor activity; G protein-coupled receptor activity. Gene Ontology annotation, cellular component: membrane. The record is from RefSeq and is a predicted model, not a curated record. Gene Ontology annotation, biological process: G protein-coupled receptor signaling pathway. Lineage: Eukaryota; Metazoa; Chordata; Mammalia; Primates; Cheirogaleidae.